CCCUCUAGGAUUUUUAUAGAACGAGCGGAGCUCUGCAAAUCGAACGCGGAGGGAGAAAAACCAUAGAAAAUCCAUGAGGGGUGUGAUUCAAAACAUGAUUCCCAGAAAGCUGAUAACAAGUGCUUGCUGCUCCACUUGGGCUUGUCGCAGUAUUAGUACUAGUAAUGUGCAGUCCCCACAAUGGUCUGGUCUUGAGAAAUGGAGAGAGAGCUCAAUAAACCAGGAGAGAUUAUGGGGACAAAAGGGUCCUCAACCAAUGAUUGAAGUUGAUGAUUCAAGUGAUUUGGGUUCAUUGUCUUCACUUGCGGAAAUGGGGGCUCUGGUUCUUUCCACACCUGACCCUUUACGAAAAUCGAGGCUCUCUCAUCUUGCUUACUCUAAAUGGAAGCAGAAUGGAUUGCCUGUUGGAGUUUCUGCUCCGCCCGUUGGGCCUUCUCGCCCAAUUAAGCCCCAAUUGGUUUCCCCGAAGGAAAUUCCAACACCCAAGAACUCUGGUUUGCCUCUCAAUGCUUAUAUGCUCCACAACCUUGCUCAUGUGGAGCUUAAUGCUAUUGAUUUGGCAUGGGAUACUGUUGUUAGAUUCUCCCCAUAUAUUGAGCUACUUGGAGAGGGGUUCUUUGCUGACUUUGCUCAUGUUGCUGAUGAUGAGAGCAGACAUUUUUCUUGGUGUUCGCAGAGGCUAGCUGAGCUUGGUUUUAGCUAUGGAGACAUGCCAGCCCAUAAUCUUCUCUGGAGGGAGUGUGCAAAAUCUUCAGACAGUGUCACUGCACGCCUGGCUGUAAUUCCUCUAGUUCAGGAAGCCAGAGGACUUGAUGCUGGGCCUAGGCUGGUAAAAAAAUUAAUUGGCUUUGGAGAUAGCAGGACAUCCAACAUUGUAGCUCAGAUUGCAGAUGAAGAAGUUGCUCAUGUGGCCGUUGGUGUUUACUGGUUUGUCUCAGUCUGCCAGAAAAUGGGUCGGGUUCCUUGCACUACUUUCAAAGACAUAUUAAGUGAGUAUAAUGUGGAGCUAAAAGGGCCUUUCAAUGUUCUAGCUCGUGAUGAAGCAGGCAUUCCACGAGACUGGUAUGAUCUAUCAUCUACGAAUAAGCAAGAAGAGAGCAAACAGUUUUCUGAGGUCUAUGAACGGCUUGCUUGUGUUAUAUCUAUGGAGCAAGAGAACUCAAAUCUGAACAGGCCUCCUGGUUGAUCAUCAUAAUUGCCAUUUGCCAUUGCUUCCCUCAAGUUUGAAUAGGCUUCAUGGAUGAUAAUCAUAGCCGAAGCAAUACGAGAACAUGGGAGGUAGUGGCCUGGUGAGAGUUUGGUCUGCAACUGUUCUUCAGCUUACUUGUGGCGUACAUACAGUGAUGAGCAAAAUACGUCAAGAGAAUUGAUGCUCCCAACCAACCACAUACACUUUCUUCUCAAGGGCUCUCAAGAAAUUUAUUAUGGAAAGCGGGCUUAUAAGAACAUAGCAGUCAGAGGCGGUUCAGAGAAGACAGUGCAGUGGCGCCACGUGGUGUUUGUUCUGAUGCUACGUGUCAUGAUAUCGAAGCUUAAGUUGGUGACUCAGCUGGUAAUUUGUUUACCUUUGGAUAACGUUCAUCAUUUCUGGAACUUAUUCAAUACUAGCCUUUUUUGUUGUGUAUGAGGUCAGCAAAUUUUUUAAAAAAGAUAUUUCUCCGAUUUUUCAAUAGUU
Messenger RNA from Daucus carota subsp. sativus, 1675 nucleotides. RefSeq lists its product as uncharacterized. The transcript has 9 exons. The coding region runs from base 74 to 1186 and encodes 370 amino acids. NCBI's taxonomy places the organism in Eukaryota, Viridiplantae, Streptophyta, Magnoliopsida, Apiales, Apiaceae. The record is from RefSeq and is a predicted model, not a curated record.